Messenger RNA from Nicotiana tabacum (common tobacco), 1321 nucleotides. RefSeq names its product PGR5-like protein 1B, chloroplastic. Gene Ontology annotation, biological process: photosynthetic electron transport in photosystem I. The record is from RefSeq and is a predicted model, not a curated record. Lineage: Eukaryota; Viridiplantae; Streptophyta; Magnoliopsida; Solanales; Solanaceae. Gene Ontology annotation, molecular function: oxidoreductase activity, acting on iron-sulfur proteins as donors. Gene Ontology annotation, cellular component: chloroplast thylakoid membrane.
GCUCACCGGUGGCCAAAAUCACACAGUUGGACAAAAAUAUCAGCCACUAACGAGAUAUUUACUUUAGCAAAUCAAAUUACGACCACAUGGGGCAUUUUCGUCAUUUGGUCCUCUUUUAUAAACUCCAGAACUCGUGGCCAUGACGAACCGGAACCAAAAUUACCCGUCAAUUCACAACAUUCAGACCACUCCUUUUGUUCGAAAUUUCUCCUCUGCCGGUUCUCAACUCUACUGCGGCGGUUCAUGGCGGGCGCGUGCUCUCCUGUCGCUCGUCGCGUGUUCGGUUCCACUGUCAUCGAGCUGUCCAGCAGCAGCUCCCGCACCGGAGCUUCAUUUCCGGUCCGGAUCUCCACAAGGAGCUAUGGCUUAUCCGCCUUUGAAGAGAGAGAGGCACCUCAAGGACCUUCCUGUAUUUUCGUCGGACCUAUUGAAACAGCUAGCAAAGAAACCUUAGAAGCUCUCUACCGUCAGGCACGUGAUGCGUAUUACAGUGGGACACCUUUAAUAAUUGAUGAUAUGUUUGACAGAGUAGAGUUAAAGUUGCGGUGGUAUGGUUCAAAGCAUGUCGUCAAGUACCCGCGUUGUAGUCUCAGGCGGCACUCAACUUAUGCUGAUGCAGAGGAAGAUCCAUCACAGGUGUUUGCAUUAGCAAGCGUAUGGUUGUUGAUUCUUGGGUUUGGGAGUUCAUUCUGGAUUGUGCCUAUAAUCUACACCAUCGCUCAAGCUUAUCAAGACAUGUUUGAUUCAGGAAUGUCCUACACCUAUCAAUCUUUUGAGUUGUUUACAGUGCUCAACGGAAUCCUUUUCAUGGUGUUGGGAUCUAUCAUAGGCUUUCCAAUUGCUUCAGCCUCUGUUGGAGCACUUCAAGGACUUUGGAAAAAUGACUUGGUCGCUCUGAAAGGGGCAUGCCCAAACUGUGGUGAGGAGGUGUUUGCUUUCGUGAAAUCAGAGAAGUCCAACCGUUCCCCACAUAGAGCUGAUUGUCAUGUUUGUGGUAGCAAACUAGAAUUUCAGACCAAGGUUGAGCAAUCCAUCUCAAGACCUGGCAGACGUUGGGUUUAUGGUCGCGUUUACUUAAUUAGACAGAGGCAACGAUGGGCAUGACGAUGAUGUUAAUUUCAUUCCCCUCUGUUAAUCCUGAAGGUCACGAAGCGUUAUGUACAGCAAGAUCUUCUCAUUUACCGUCUCAAAUCCAAGUCAGCGCCACAUCUCAUAUCAUGAAAACACAAACUAGUGUAAUAGAAAAAUUCUGCCCAUAUAUCUGGAAACGUUAAUGUAUUUGUUCGUGCUUGAGAAAAUAUAGUGAACAGAUUUUAUUUUA